AUGGCAGGAAUUUCUCAGGACUGGGAGCCGGUGGUGAUCCGCAAGAAAGCACCCACGGCCGCCGCUAGGAAAGAUGAGAAAGCCGUCAACGCCGCCCGCCGCGCUGGGGCCGAGAUCGAAACAGUCAGGAAGUCUGCUGCGGGGACAAACAAAGCUGCUUCAAGCAGUACUUCUUUGAACACUAGGAAGCUUGAUGAAGACACUGAAAAUCUUACUCAUGAGAAGGUCCCAUCUGAGCUGAAGAAGGCAAUAAUGCAGGCCCGGAUGGAUAAGAAACUCACACAAGCUCAACUCGCUCAGUUGAUAAACGAGAAACCCCAGAUCAUACAGGAGUAUGAAUCUGGGAAAGCUAUCCCCAACCAGCAGAUCAUUUCCAAACUGGAGAGGGCUCUCGGUGUGAAACUACGUGGAAAGAAAUAA
Striga hermonthica is the source of this 420-nucleotide messenger RNA. NCBI's taxonomy places the organism in Eukaryota, Viridiplantae, Streptophyta, Magnoliopsida, Lamiales, Orobanchaceae. The record is from the annotation of a GenBank genome assembly.